AUGAGUCAAUUUUCGCCGGAUUCCACUGCUCCGCCCUCUUCUAGAGGUGUACCCAACGUCAUUUUCUCAGGAGACACGUCAAUGAGAGAUACUCCCGACAUGGCUGGCGAUAUCAACGCAAGACUAAAGCUGGAGACCUCAGAAGAAGAUUCCUCAGACAGUAUUGUCACUGACUCUUCCUCCGAACCGGAUGACUCGUCGCCUGCUAUCGCCCGCGGGCUUCCCGUGUCACGACUCCCUACUGGUCUCUGCUAUGAUGAGCGGAUGCGCUACCACGCAGAGGUAUCUGCAACCAGUGGAGAGAAUGUGCAUCCCGAAGAUCCGCGGCGCAUCUACUACAUCUACAAGGAACUGUGCGAGGCUGGGCUAGUUGAUGAUCCUAAAUAUCCACCCAUGGUAACUCCGCUUCUCCGGAUAGAUGCGCGAGAAGCAACUCGAGAGGAGUGCCUCCUGGUCCAUACUCCAGAGCAUUACGAUUUUGUGAAAAAAACAGCGACUUACAGCGACGAGGAACUGAUAGAUCUCUCCGAAGCCCCGGAAAUGGACUCCAUCUACUUCAAUCAACUAUCAUAUUUUUCUUCGAAGCUUUCUGCCGGUGCUGCUAUCGAGACUUGUAAAGCGGUCUUUUCUCGACAAGUGAAGAAUGCAAUCGCCGUUAUUAGGCCCCCUGGCCACCAUGCAGAAGUGCAUCGCACUAUGGGAUUCUGCUUGUUCAACAAUGUUUGCAUUGCCUCGAAAGUGUGUCAGAGCGAGUUUCGUGAUUCGUGCCGCAAAAUUCUGAUCGUUGACUGGGAUGUGCACCACGGUAAUGGAUGCCAAAAAGCAUUCUACGAAGAUCCAAAUAUUCUCUACAUAUCUCUGCAUGUGCAUAUGGACGGUCGAUUCUACCCUUCUGGGCCUGAGGGUGAUAUGUACCACUGUGGCAAUGGACCUGGAGUGGGCAAAAAUGUCAAUAUUCCUUGGCCCUCAAAAGGCAUGGGCGAUGGAGAUUACAUGUAUGCCUUUCAACAUGUUGUCAUGCCAAUUGCGACAGAGUUUGAUCCUGAUUUUGUCAUUGUGGCGUCCGGCUUUGAUGCAGCAGCUGGAGACGAGCUCGGAGGUUGCUUUGUAUCACCGGCAUGCUACGCACAUAUGACGCACAUGUUGAUGUCUCUUGCAGGUGGCAAGAUUGCAGUCUGCCUUGAGGGUGGCUACAACUUCACUGCCAUUUCCAAAUCCGCCCUUGCCGUGACCCGCACCUUGAUGGGAGAACCACCGAAUAGGUUGAUUCCCACCGCUGCCACUACUUCUGCAGUCGAAACAGUUGCCCAGGUCAGAGCUGUACAAUCGCAACAUUGGCGAAGCAUCUAUCCCAAGGAACCAUCAGGCGGAAUCUUUGGUGGCGAACGAUUGCACGACAUCAUCCGUCGAUAUCAAGCUGCUCACUUGUAUGAUAAUUACAAGUUCACACAGUUGCAUAUCUUCCGCGAGGAUGUAUCGAAAUCUUUUGACCACCAAGUGCUUGCGACGCCAAAUUACGAGACCAAACGACAUCUCUUGAUCAUCUUCCAUGAUAGUCCAGAUCUUCUCGGCACCACCUCGAAUGUCACGACCCCGCAAAAGAUUCAUGAUACCUGGCUGGUUGAUGGCACACAGUCGUACGUCCGAUGGGCAGUAGCACACAACUUUGGUGUGAUCGACAUCAACAUCCCCGAACUCAUCUCAGUGAAUCCCGACCCCUCCAUCCCUGGCCUCAAUCCGUACGAAGCAACCGAGAUCGAAUAUGCCUCAACGUCCACGAAUCAGGCUCGGAAGGAGAGCGAAAAGCUGGCAGCAUACCUUUGGGAGAACUACAUCGAGCCCUAUGAGUUCCCCGGGUACAUCUUCCUGAUGGGCGCAGGUCAUGCCUUCCAUGCUGUGGCAAAGUUGAUGAGUGAUAAUGAAUCAGUCUAUCACUCCCUCGCAGGCGUCAUUGGCUUCAUCUCCUCCGAGCCGCUCCGACCUGUCUACAAUCCCAAUAACCACAGCGUGACGCCAUGGUACGGGGAGAACUCGCGCAUCUACGUCUCCAGCGCACACUCGCUCUGGAGGAAGACAGGCCACUUGUCCCGUAAAUACGGCAAACUUAUUCGAUCCCCAGGCACCGUGCUCAAUCAGAUGAUGAAGCUGCACGAGAACGAAGUCAUUGGCUUCAUACAGGAGAAAGUGGACAUGGACGACGAUGAUGACGACGAUGACGAUGACGAAGGGGAUGAUGAUACUGAGGAUGAUGACCAGGAUCAGGAUCAGGAUCAGACAACAAUCGGUGCUGCUGGCUUAGGUGGUGGUUUCUCGGCGCCUUCCUCUCAGCAACAGCAGGUAUUGGUGCCUAUCACGUCUUCUGCAAAUGUCGGUGCUGGGGUUGCAGCGGCUGGUGUCGCUUCUUCGCCAGAACUUGGGGAUGUGUUUAUGUCUACGGAGCAGUGA
This is a messenger RNA of Exophiala bonariae, 2445 nucleotides long. RefSeq lists its product as uncharacterized. Gene Ontology annotation, biological process: negative regulation of transcription by RNA polymerase II. Gene Ontology annotation, molecular function: histone deacetylase activity; transcription factor binding. Gene Ontology annotation, cellular component: histone deacetylase complex. The transcript has 13 exons. Bases 1 to 2445 code for a protein of 814 amino acids. NCBI's taxonomy places the organism in Eukaryota, Fungi, Ascomycota, Eurotiomycetes, Chaetothyriales, Herpotrichiellaceae. The record is from RefSeq and is a predicted model, not a curated record.